CUACCCCUUGGGUCGAGGGCUCAGUUCCGUGGAGUUGGGAAGCCUGGUAGCAGCUCUGUGGAAAAUCUCUGACUAAGUGCUUGGCAUAAAAACGGGAAAUCGGAAAACGGGAAACACGGGAAAAACUUGUUACCAUUCGGGAUGGAUAAGCUGAGAGCCAACAAUACCGGCGGAGAGAAUCCCUUCAAGCGGCCAAUGAAUGCCCUGCAGAAGCAGUGGUAUCGCGUCCUUCUGGCCAGGAGAGUGGGAUUCGGGCAACGCCCGCCGCCGGAUGAGAAGGAGGUAACCUACUCCGAUAUUUGUCGUAAGCGUUACGCGGCCUCCUUCCGGCGAUACAACGAACGUUUCCGCCGGGAAAUGGCCAAGCACGAGGAGAUGCAGCGAUGUGCCAUCGAUGCCAUGAGGGUGCACAGAACUUUCGCUAUAACAACACUGUGGCUGCCAUUGCACUCGAAGCGGGAAAUAAACUCGACUCUGGAGACCCUCGAACAGGUACUCACCGCCAAGGAAAGACGACGCCUGCAGGAGAUACUCAAACAGAACGAUUCGUGGAAUCCGCGUCGGUGAAGCAAAAAAUAGACACUUCCAAAGGCGGCUACUUGGCAGAUUCAAGCAUCCAGCAUCCAGAUUUCAGCUUCAGAGCCUGGAACUGACUCAUCUUUAUCCUCAUCCUCCCUGUCAUCAUCAUCUGCCAUGGCUAAGUGAAUUCCAUUUAGCUUGGAUUUCACUUUGCCUGAGAGUCGGAUUAUUCCAGGCUCACUUCACUUUUGUAUUUUUCACUUUUUCUUUGUUUUGUUCUUGAAAAUUCGCU
This is a messenger RNA of Drosophila bipectinata, 811 nucleotides long. RefSeq lists its product as uncharacterized. NCBI's taxonomy places the organism in Eukaryota, Metazoa, Arthropoda, Insecta, Diptera, Drosophilidae. The record is from RefSeq and is a predicted model, not a curated record.